AUGAUUCGGCCUAAUAUAGAUCCAAGAGACUUACAUGGCGUCUUUUAUGAAAAUGGAGAAAAGGCUAAUCAGUUAUAUGCAAUUAGUGAGGCGCGCAUAAGAGUCGAUCAUUUCUGCGACGCAGAUUUGAGAUCUUUAACCUGUUUGACUAAAUUUUAUUUGUACGGCGGGACUGUCAGUGUCAAACUGCCAACUUCUCUUGUGCGACUUGAACUUCAUAACCAUUCUAAAGCAGAGAAUAUCGAUCAAUUGACACAACUCACUUAUUAUAAAAUGGAAAAUAAAAUGAUCAUUGGAGAAGAUGAUGUUAAAAACCCGGCUAAUACGCCUUGCCAAAAGGCUGAUGAAGAUAAAGAAAAAGAAGAACAAAAAUGGUCAUACGAUAGAACUAAUUCGUGCAAUGAUGAUGACUACGUGAGAGCUAUGAGAGAAGAACAAGGACCAAUCGACUUACAACCCAACUGGUAA
Messenger RNA from Entamoeba invadens IP1, 468 nucleotides. RefSeq lists its product as hypothetical. The transcript has a single exon. Lineage: Eukaryota; Evosea; Mastigamoebida; Endamoebidae. The record is from RefSeq and is a predicted model, not a curated record. The coding region runs from base 1 to 468 and encodes 155 amino acids.